This is a messenger RNA of Theileria orientalis strain Shintoku, 468 nucleotides long. RefSeq lists its product as hypothetical. The transcript has a single exon. Bases 1 to 468 code for a protein of 155 amino acids. Lineage: Eukaryota; Apicomplexa; Aconoidasida; Piroplasmida; Theileriidae. The record is from RefSeq and is a predicted model, not a curated record.
AUGUUAGCGAGAUAUGCACAGCAAAAUUGCUCAAAUUUCAUCGUCACUCAAGUGCGGUGGCUAAGACACUGGGCGAAGAAAAAGAACGUAAAAAGUACACAUUUUUUAAUCAACGACUGUGAUUCCUCGCUGUACAGGCCAGCAGUGCCGGGAACGAUUCUGGCGAAUCUACGAAGACUGCCGAACAGAAAGACGCGGCCCAGAGAAUACAGAGUAGCGGCCACCGCUUCGGGGAAAUUUGCAUUGGUACAGCCUUACCCACCCAAUGUUAACUGCACACUCGCUCCGUAUCCAAAAAAUGUUGCAGGAAACCAAAAUGACCCAAAUAAACUAGGAAACUACAAGUUCGUGCAAAAGUACAAAGGAAUAGAAUACGUGAGUAUAAAGAGAAUGGUACCGUACCCACGAGGCAGCAGCGCAUACACAUUCGACGUAGAUAGAAUAGUACAGUCAAAAAAGCACAAGUAA